GAGCAGCCCCACGAGCGGUGCCAAGCAUCUCAAAAUCAAACCCACAUGAAAACAUGGUAUUACUGUCAAAGAUCCGAUUUUGAGCAGAAAGAUACCAAGAAAAGGGUCGCCAGCUAGAAACAACUAAGCUUAAAUUACGCUCUUCCUUUUCCCAUAUAUAACCAAAGCUGCCAUUUCUUUUCGCUGCGUCGAUCAUCAAUUUAGAGAGACCAUGGCAAUAUUGCAACAUAUUUUGUUUAUGUCUCUCUCGAUGUUUUGCAUGACAAGUGUGGUUUCUUCACACAGCAGGCACUACACCACUCCCAGCGUUCCACGUUUAACAGACUUGCUUAGCCAUGUCUCAGUUGAUACGGGUUUUUCUAAAUUUUUUGGUGGACCCAAUAUAAAGCUGAUCAACAAUGGGUCCAUGGCCACUCUUGCUCUCGACAAAACCUCAGGGUCAGGAUUGGUUUCCAGGAGAAAAUAUUACUAUGGAUUUUUCAGUGCAGCAAUAAAGUUGCCUGCAGGUCUCACAUCUGGAGUCGUGGUAGCCUUCUAUUUGUCUAAUGCAGACAUGUAUCCUCACAGCCAUGAUGAGAUUGAUAUUGAACUGCUUGGGCAUGAUAAGAGAAUUGACUGGGUACUCCAAACAAAUGUCUAUGCAAAUGGUGUAAGUACCGGAAGAGAAGAGAAAUUUUAUUUCUGGUUUGAUCCAACACAGCAGCACCAUUACUACAGCAUUCUCUGGAACAGCCACCAUAUAGUGUUACCAGUGAGAGAGUUCCCAAACAACGGCAAAUUCUCUACCGCAUAUCCAUCAAAGCCAAUGUCGCUUUAUGUAACCAUAUGGGAUGGGUCGCAAUGGGCAACUCAUGGAGGCAAAUACCCUGUCAAUUACAAGUAUGCCCCAUUUGUAGCUUCGUUUGCGGACAUGGAAAUGGCUGGCUGUAUAACAAAUCCUACGCAGCCCGGUUCAUCUUGUUCCAACGCCAGCCUCUCAAGCAUGGACCCCGUCGGAGGACCUGACUUUGUUAAGCUAUCAAAUCAACAGAUAACCGCCAUGGAUUGGGCAAGAAGGAAGCUCAUGUUUUAUUCAUACUGUAAAGAUACAUCCAGAUUUAAAGUCUUGCCUCCUGAAUGCACGUAAAAGAAUGAUAUAAUUAUACAUACCUAAAGUUUUUCUUUUCAUUUUUUUUCAUCAGAUUAAUUAUAUACUAGCAAGGAGCAAAUGAAUAAUGCUGAUGACAUGUUGUUAUAUUUUUUUUUAGAAAGAAAUCAUCAAGCAUUAUAAUUUACACUCUCGCUUAUCUUGAUCAUAAAAAGGACAUAUGAGAGUUAUUAGAAUUAACAAAAGUAUGUGAUUAGUCCAAUAAUGGCGUUGACAUGGCAACCUUUGAGGCGGAAUGGCGGAUGAUCUAGGACUGAGGAGAAGCUGCAAAAAGGGGUGAGGGCAAGAGCUGGGGGACAUAUCUAUUCAAAAUAGAUUAAGGCAUAAGGCGUGGGACACAUCUAAAAGUUGAUGGGAGUACUGUCACUUUAUUAGGACUGUCCAAAUAAGUAAACAGCUGUGUUAUGUGACAGCCAUUGAAAUGAAGGUGAAUAGGUGAUAGGCUUCGGUAGUAAAGUCAACAGCUACGCGUGGGCUCGUCGGAGCUCAUUAAUAAGGUGGUUCAGAAGAGUUUCUGUAGCUUGAAAUAGCAAAGGAGCUAACCACCGCUGUGCUGUCCCGAUCUGAAAUCAUACAGCUGAGCUAGAUGAGGUAGAUUGUGAGCAAAUAUCAUUUUAUACCAUUAUGUUUCGGGCACACGAAAUACUUACCCUA
Messenger RNA from Theobroma cacao (cacao), 1801 nucleotides. It is a transcript of the gene XTH33, whose product is annotated as xyloglucan:xyloglucosyl transferase 33. Gene Ontology annotation, molecular function: xyloglucan:xyloglucosyl transferase activity; hydrolase activity, hydrolyzing O-glycosyl compounds. Lineage: Eukaryota; Viridiplantae; Streptophyta; Magnoliopsida; Malvales; Malvaceae. Gene Ontology annotation, biological process: cell wall biogenesis; xyloglucan metabolic process. The record is from RefSeq and is a predicted model, not a curated record. Gene Ontology annotation, cellular component: cell wall; apoplast.